AUGCGAUUUUCGGUCUCGCACUGGCUGGCAGCGAGCGUCUUCGCUUUCAGUCUCGCUCCGCCCGUGGCCGCGGAACGGUUAUUACAAUCUCACGCCCUCAUCCCGUGUUCCAAUGACGGAAUCAUCUCGGUCAACCACUUCGAUAUUGUCUUCACUCCCAGCAACAAUAGUGCUCUGGUGAGCUUCGACGGGCAAGCCAACUACGCCGGCAAUGUCUACAUUGAUAUCGCUCUCUACGUCUACGGGUACAAGGCUGCCACGAAGAACCUCAACCCAUGUGCCUUGAACGUCGACGCCCUCUGUCCAUUACGGAAGGAUACGGCCUUGAAGAUCACCAACGUGCCGCUGAAUCUUGACGGAGUUGAUCUAUCCAUCAUCCCAGGUAUCGCAUACACUAUGCCUGACCUGGACGCGGUGGUGCGAUUACAGAUCAUCAAUUCCGAUACUGGCAAAAAGGUGACGUGUGUGGAGGCCCAAGUGAACAAUGGCGUGACGGUGGAUCAAGCGGGCGUGGCCUGGUCGAUGGCCGUUCUCAUCGGCAUUGGACUUUUCACCUCGGUCGUCUUGUCGAUUCUCGGCCGCGGCAAUCUCGCAAGUCAUGUCGCCUUCCGUACUUUGCUGUUCCUCAGCUUUAUGCAAAUUCAAGCGAUCUGGGGAUUGACGGCAAUCAAGCAUCGGCCGCUGGUGCAAUCAUGGACGCAAAUCUGGCAGUGGACGAUGGGGUUGGUGGGUGCUCGGGCUUUGCAGACAAUCGCGACAUGGUUCCAGCGUUCCACAGGCGGUACUCCGUCCAAGAUUCUGGCCCAAUUGAAUGAGUACUCGGUGAUUAUGCAGAAGCGUUCGAUGGUGGCCCGGUCGCUGGUCGCUCGGGCUACCGACUUGACGAAAAAUGGGGGUGAAGUCGAAGUUUCGGGCAUCGAGCGCGUGGGGAUUCGCAUCAAUAUCGAACCGUCCAACAUUUUCAUGACGAGUUACCUCUUCUUCUACUUUGUGACCGUUGUGUUCCUCUUGGUGGUUCUGGCCCUCAAACUGGUCCUUCCCCGAUUGAAGAAGACUGCCUUGCGAGAGAAGCCGGAGCGGACCGUGACAAACACGUCAGAUUGGAAGGACUUUAUGCGUGGUCAUCUCUAUUGGAUGGCCGCUCUCGGAUAUUCUCAGCUGUGUUGCCUCGGUCUGUGGGAACUUGUUCAUCAGGAUUCCGCCGCAGAGAUCGUUUUGGCGAUCUGCAUGUGGCUCACCAUGACCGCGGUUCUAUGCUGGGCGAUGUUCAAGGUCUUCCAGCGUGCUCGACUUUCUCGAACACUGCGACAGGACCCUGCCUACACGCUCUACUCCGACCCGGUCUGCUUAACGCGGUGGGGCAUUUUGUAUGUGAACUACCGGGCACGUACCUUCUGGUUCAUGGUGCCGAUGUUCCUCUACACCUUAGUCAAGGGAGCCACCAUCGCGUUCGGUCAGUCGAGCCCUCUGGCCCAGGCCAUUGUGCUCCUGAUUGUUGAGAUUGCCUUCCUCGUCGCCACAGCUGCGAUUCGACCGUUCAUGAGCAAGACAGCCAAUAUCUUUGCCAUCACUACCGCCGCCAUCAACUUCCUCAAUGCCAUCUUCUUCCUCUUCUUCACUGAAGUAUUUGGCCUACCCAUGCUGGUCAGCGGUGUUAUGGAGGUCAUCUUCUUCAUCCUCAAUGCGCUCUUCAUGCUCGCCCUCCUCGUUUACUUCCUGAUGGUGUUCUACAAUGUGAUCACCCUGAAAGAACCCACUGUGAAAUAUACCACGCUGCCGCAAGACCGAUCCUCCACCGUCCUCACCGAGGAUCGUCGGAUCACUGAACUGGAACCUUUGGAGAAGAAUCUGGCGGUUGAGGACGGUCAUGCGGUCUCGCAAGGGAACGAGUGGCAGCCCGCGUCAUCACGAUCGGCUUCCAACGACGAUAUCACACCAGCACCACACCAAGGAUUGACGGGCUCUUCCCAGCCCACACUUCCUUCCGUUUCAACAAGUGGCUCGGAUACGUCCGUACCACAAGCAUACACGAAACCUCACUCCGAAGAGCGUAUAGUCUAG
This is a messenger RNA of Penicillium diatomitis, 2061 nucleotides long. RefSeq names its product transient receptor potential ion channel family protein. Bases 1 to 2061 code for a protein of 686 amino acids. The transcript has 2 exons. Gene Ontology annotation, biological process: transmembrane transport; fungal-type cell wall biogenesis. Lineage: Eukaryota; Fungi; Ascomycota; Eurotiomycetes; Eurotiales; Aspergillaceae. The record is from RefSeq and is a predicted model, not a curated record.